Lasiosphaeria miniovina is the source of this 1542-nucleotide messenger RNA. RefSeq lists its product as uncharacterized. NCBI's taxonomy places the organism in Eukaryota, Fungi, Ascomycota, Sordariomycetes, Sordariales, Lasiosphaeriaceae. Gene Ontology annotation, molecular function: cellulose binding. The coding region runs from base 1 to 1086 and encodes 361 amino acids. Gene Ontology annotation, biological process: carbohydrate metabolic process. Gene Ontology annotation, cellular component: extracellular region. The record is from RefSeq and is a predicted model, not a curated record. The transcript is spliced from 5 exons.
AUGGCUGUCCUAAGGACGUUGGUUGUGGCCCUAGCGGUUGCCAACACGCCAACCGUACUUGCGCGCCUGCUCGAACCCGACGUCUUCCAGAUCAGCGCAUUCCCGGCUUGCGACCCAGCAACCAGCUCUGGCUGCAUCGAGGGCGGCAAGUACCUGGUGCCCGAGCUCGACUUUGGCAACGAGGACGGCACGGGCAACAACGCGUACAUCAAGUACCUGCCCAACCACACCUUCACCACGACGCAGUGGACCAACGGGCAGUGGCCCGAGAUCUGCCGCAACAUCUCGGUCAACUCAGACAACUGGAGCGCCGCCGACUUUACCGUCUACAACGUCACCUUCUCCGACUGCAGCGUGCCCUACGCCUUGUGUCGGCACAAAAAUGCGCCCAAGAGCCUCAACCAGAUCGAAAUUGCCAGAAUUCCCAUCGGAAUGCGGCAAGCGGUAGCAACGUACAUCGUCUACCCCGACGACACGACCAAUAACCCGGCCUACGGGGGCUACAUCGGCACCAUCGCGCAGUCGGGCGUCGUGGUGGGCAAGAGCACGGCCUACUUCGCUACGGCACUGGUGCACGAGACAGGCCACGCCGUCGACACGGUGCUAGUGGGGCCGAUGCCGGGCGUGUCGGCCUUCUCAGGCACGCAGACGUGGCGUGCGGCCGUAGACAGCGACGGCUACGCCAUCAGCGCCUACGGUGCCAGCAGCGGCUACGCCGAGGACUUUGCCGACGUCGGCCGCGCGGUGCUACUCGACACCAUCUUCCCCGGCGGCCUCGCGGCCUGGUCCGGCAACAACCAGAACUUGACGCAGAUAGCCGCCCAGCUGGCCCUCUUUAAGUCGACCGCCGGCAGGUACUACGUCACGGGUGGUACCUGCGAUCUCGCCAAGAAGUACCCCUUUCCCUCGCGCUGGGUCAGCCUGGGCGCCCCGCCGACCACCACGACCAACCCGGCGACUGCAACCCCGUAUGGCCAGUGUGGCGGCUUCUCGACGUACACGGGUCCGACGGCGUGCGGCCCUGGGUACUCGUGCACGAGUUUGAACCCGUUUUACUCUCAGUGCGCGCCGACGCCUCUUCCUUAAAUCCUGGUCUUGGCAGAAAGGGAUAGUGGACAUACGUUGACAUUUGGCACGGUGCGAGAAUUACACCCCUCAGUCCUUCAAAGCAUUCUAGCCAUUCAUACCGCCAGAGCUGCUCUGUCUGCUGCUUCCGCUACAACUAGACAUAGUUUCAACAUUUAGACAUAUUGCCCUCGCAUAGUUGAAAUAAAGACAUUGAGCAGCCCUUUUCCCAGCCUCAAAGGUACCCUCACAGUUUCCUCUCGCCCCCUUGCCUCCCGAGACAUGAAAACGUCACGCCAGCUCCAAGACAGCCCGUCUCGACUGCGCCGCGCCGCGCUGGGCGUCCUUCAUGGACUCGUAGCGGGCCCUGCCAUAGCGACUGCGCAGACGCAACUUCUCGCGCUGCCAGGCCUCGUAGUCGGCGAUGCGGUCCUGCAGCGAAGACGCCGACGGCGCCCUGCGCGCCAUGUAGCGGCG